Messenger RNA from Penicillium crustosum, 237 nucleotides. RefSeq lists its product as uncharacterized. The coding region runs from base 1 to 237 and encodes 78 amino acids. Lineage: Eukaryota; Fungi; Ascomycota; Eurotiomycetes; Eurotiales; Aspergillaceae. The record is from RefSeq and is a predicted model, not a curated record. The transcript has a single exon.
AUGUCUACGCCUAUCUCCACCACAGUCUUCCUUCUCCAGAUCGCGGACCUUGCGAGCAUUUCUAAAGUCAACAAAGUACCUACUUCAAUUAGCUGCAAGCUCCCAAUCACGUAUAAGAAGGCUCGGAAUUUCGAGGUAUCUGAGUCCCAGAUUAAGCUCAUUGCCCGAGGAAAGGUGGGCACCCAUCCCAGCUCAUUCAGCUCGCGGUACUCCAUAUCAAACACCAUUCGAGUAUGA